UUAGUCAGUCUACGAGUGGCAGUGCUAAGGCGCAACGGUUCCAAUUUGAACAAUGGAAUCGAAAAUUCUUUUUAUUUUAAGUUUGACUUUAGUCGCCGUCGCCCAAUGCAAAUUGGUAAGGUUGUCGUGUAAACACAUACGUACUCUAGUGGAUGGCCACAAUUCCCGACGUCUCCAAAUAGCCAAAGGGUCGAUUCUAAAUCAACCCGCUGCUGCUGAAAUGAAAAUGAUGUUAUGGGAUGAAGAGUUGGCCAAAAAAGCGGAGAAAUGGGCAUUAAAAGACCAUAAUUACCACAAUCCGGACAAGACCUUACCCUCUGGCAGAUUUCUGACGGGUGAAAAUUUGUAUUGGUACUCAACAACCAAUCACAAAUACAACUUGGACCUUGAAAAGGGUCUGGCUUCCUGGUUUUCCGAACACGUCAACUUCACCUUUGGUCCUUUAACAAACGCCAUGUUCGAUCGGAACAGACCUCAUGAUAUUGGACAUUACACUCAGAUGGUGUGGGCAGAUAGCAUUUACCUAGGUUGUGCCAUGACACAAACGUUCAAAGACCAAUGGAACAAAUUCUACGUCGUGUGUAACUACGGGCCGACAGGGAAUUAUAAACGCGAAAAACCGUACCGAGUGAGUGGAGGCCCUAGUAAACAAUUAAUAUGUGGCACUAAAGACUGUUCCAGACCCUAUGGACCGAAGUGUAAAAAAUAAUUAUAAAAUACCAGUGGCAUAACUAUACUGCUCGGGGCCCGUGGCAAAUGCACUGAAUGAGCCCCUCUUCCCAAUAUAAAAAAAAAUAGUUCAGAUGAGAAUCUCAGGACUGGGGCCCCUCCCGGCUCGGGGCCCGUGGCAUUUUGGCGACUUGCCACCCUGUAGUUACGUCCCUGUCGACCACGAAAAUUGAAAUAAAUAUUUAAUGCCAAUGUAUUUAUUUAGAGUUUAAAUGUAGGAUAGGAUGUUUAGACAAGUGCAAACUAUUUAGAAAUAGUUAACUCCUUUCUAUAAAAAAAAUAAGUAGGUGACAAUUAUUUAGGUACCACUAACUUAUUUUAUUACCUACCUAUACUGAAGGCAAAUGUUUUACAACAAAACCGCUUAUCUAGACUUCCUAGCUUAUGUUAAGUCUUAUUUAUAUUUAACUGGAAGUCGAAUAAUUCGUAAUAAGUCUUGUAUUAUACCUACAGUAUAAUACAAUAAUUGGUAUUGGUAGCUGUAACUUUUUUUCGUAGACUAUCUGUUUAAACCCUUAGUUUGUGGGUUCAAUUAACGUUGACUGGUACAGAAUGCCAUAUGGCAUUGAGUUCGCCUUAUGUAGGUACCUACCACUAUU
Spodoptera litura is the source of this 1328-nucleotide messenger RNA. RefSeq names its product venom allergen 5. NCBI's taxonomy places the organism in Eukaryota, Metazoa, Arthropoda, Insecta, Lepidoptera, Noctuidae. The record is from RefSeq and is a predicted model, not a curated record. Gene Ontology annotation, cellular component: extracellular region.